AUGUCAUUCGGAGCACGGUCUUUAGGGGCUUUUGGAACGGCUUCUUUGGGAAACACCACGAGUGGGGGAACAGGAACGUCUGCCGGCACGUUGCAGGACCUCCAGAACGACAUUGUUGUGCCCAAUGGGCCGGAGGACUCGAUUUCUGAUCUUGCCUUUUCCCCCACUGCGGAGUUUUUGGCCAUUAGUUCGUGGGACCGCAAGAACCGGAUCUACGAGAUUAACACGAACACGGGCCAGGUGGAGGGCCGUGCGUUGUACGAGCACGAGGGCCCGAUUUUGAGUACGCGGUUCUCUCUGGAUGGGGCUCGUGUAAUUAGUGGAGGAGCAGACAAACAGGUGAGGCUAUUUGACCUUGCUUCGCAACAGCAGCAGACGAUUGGUGUGCACAACGACACGGUGCGGGUGGUGCGGUACGUGGAGUGCGGGCCGACCAACACGCAGUGCGUGGUGAGUGGUUCGUGGGACAAGACGCUCAAGUACUGGGACAUGAGACAGCAGCAGCCGAUUUGCACGCUCAACAUGCCGGAACGUGUGUAUGCGAUGGACGCGUCGCAGAAGUUGCUUGUUGUUGCCACUGCCGAGCGCCACAUUGUGACGAUCGACCUGAACAACCCAGACAAGAUUUUUAGACAGAGCAUGUCGCCGCUCAAGUACCAAACACGGUCGAUCGCAUGCUAUCCGAAAGGAGACGGGUUUGCUGUUGGGUCGAUUGAGGGCCGGUGCGGAAUCCAGUACGUUGACGAGAUGCAGCAAAAGGAGCUUGGGUUUUCGUUCAAGUGUCAGCGGGACCAGAAAACUGCCACCAAGGAGAUCAUGAUCUACUCGCUGAACUCGAUCGCGUUCCACCCGGUUCACGGCACGUUUGCCACGGCAGGCUCGGACGGAACGUUCAAUUUCUGGGACAAGGACGCACGGCACCGUUUGAAGGGGUAUCCUUCGCUCAACUCGACGAUUCCAGCGAUCGCGUUCAACCGCACAGGAACCAUAUUUGCGUACGCGUUGAGCUACGACUGGAGCAAGGGCCACGAGUUCAACCGGCCAGACUACCCGAACGUUGUGAGACUGCACCCGUGCAAGGAGGAGGAGGUGAAACAGAGACCGAAAAGAAAGUAA
This is a messenger RNA of Ogataea philodendri, 1116 nucleotides long. RefSeq lists its product as uncharacterized. Gene Ontology annotation, biological process: RNA export from nucleus; transcription-dependent tethering of RNA polymerase II gene DNA at nuclear periphery. The record is from RefSeq and is a predicted model, not a curated record. Lineage: Eukaryota; Fungi; Ascomycota; Pichiomycetes; Pichiales; Pichiaceae. Gene Ontology annotation, molecular function: ubiquitin binding; RNA binding. The coding region runs from base 1 to 1116 and encodes 371 amino acids. Gene Ontology annotation, cellular component: nuclear pore. The transcript has a single exon.